UAUGCGUCCACGAGUAGGUAAUGCGGCUCAAGAUCAUCGAACCAGCCGUCAGUAGCGUAGCUAUCCGAUCUCGCGAUGCGUCGCGAUUCUUCCGUUUCGGAAUCGAACUGCAACUUGGAAAAGGUGUUAUAAGCUAGGAUAGGCGAGGAGAGGCGUGGCGAAGCUGGACGAUCGCUUAUCCGUUAUCGGACCGCGAUCACUAAAGCCUAAUCUAUCGGUAGCGGCGACUUUACCGCGGCACGCGUGUCAUUUCCGACAGAUAGAGCGAGCUGACGCGUAUCUAAGAAUAGUUGUUAAAAAAGCGGCGAAUAGACGGACGGCCGUUUUCGCGGAUAUACGAGCCAGCCGCCGAUCCGCGCUCGUCCGUUUUCGUUGAUUUGCUCGCGACAUACGCGCAACACCUCGGAUCAAUUCGAACCGGUCGCCGUGAAAGAGGAAAGUGGCUCGCGCGGAUCGCGAGCAGGAAAAUGGACGCGUGGAAACGAACCUCAAACUGUCCUGCCCGCAAGGUCCUGCUCGGUAUCGUGACAGUGGCAAACGAAGCCUCGUCGUUCGAGUCGAAGAGGAGGUGAAAAAGGAAAAGAAGAAGAAGAGAGCGUACACAUAGAUGGGUACCAAGUGGAUCGUCGCGUUGACGAUCGCGUGGCUAACGUUUCCGGUGUACGGGAGAACGACUUGUCGCGAGGUACAAUUGGCCCGUGACUGCGAGGCCCUGUGCAAGAGAAGCCGGAACGGGCCGAUUUCCUGCGAGCUCAGGGUGGCCGUUCUACUGCCGGCCGAUCCAAGCUUCGAUAUUUCCUUGCCAAAGGUUCUUCCGGUUCUCGACUUGGCUGUCUACCACGCUAGAUCGCGAGGGCUACUACCACGCUGGUUGAAACUAAAGUUUCUUUCGCAGGACGAUCACUGCGACGCGAUGUACGCUCAGAUCGGCGCGAUCGAUAGCUUUUCCAAUUGCGUUCACCUUUUUCUCGGACCCGCCUGCGAUUACUGCGUAGCUGCCGUUGGCAGGGUGGUGAAGUUUUUCGGCGCCCCGUUGAUCACCACCGGGGGAUUCACCUUCGAUUUUACCGAGAAGAAGACCGAGUGCAAAGACGAAUACUUUAUGACCACUAGAAUCGGAAACGUGGCUUUCAGGGAUCUCGCCAAAUUUAUCGUUGCCUUGAUGGAUCGUCACGAAUGGCGAAAGGUGCAUCUAGUGUACGCGACGAACGGGCAAAGUCAGGUGGCCGGCAGACACACCUGUCAGCUGAUGAUGAAGUCGAUGGUGGAGUUUAUCAAGAAGCAGCCAAACUUUACGUUCGGUACGUUCGACCUGGAGACGACAGUGGGCGAUGAUUACGAGGAAGCGUUGCGGACUCACGUCGGCAACUGGUACGGUGUCGUAGUGAUGUGCGCCAAUUCGACGACGAUCAGGGAAAUUUUACUGGCCGCCGAACAACUCGGGAUGGUGGAUUCCGGGGAGUACGUGUUCUUCUCGAUCGAGCUAUCGUCCAGCGACAACAACUCGGAGGAACCGUGGAGAGUGGAAACCGAUACGGAGGAGAAAAACGAGAAGGCGCGAAAAGCCUACCAGGCGUUGUUAACGGUGACCGCGCGAACUCCCGAUAAUAUCGAGUACUUGAACUUUUCGAGGGAAGUGAAAUCACUGGCCCAGAGCAACUACAAUUUCACCUUCGGAAACAGUUCGGUCUCGACGUUUGUCACCGCUUUUUACGACGCUGUCCUCCUUUACGCCCUUGCGCUUAAGGAGAGCUUGCCGGCAUAUCCGGGAAAAAUUAAUUUAGACGGCGGUGAUCUCACCCGAAGGAUGUGGGGAAGAAGUUUCAAAGGUAUAACGGGUGACGUGAAUAUCGACGAGAACGGCGAUCGAAUAGCGGACUACUCUCUUCUCGACAUGAAUCCUGAAACAUCGAGGUUCGAGAUCGUCGCUAAUUAUUACGGCGCCAAUAAAACGCUCGAGUAUAUCCCUGGGAAAAGGAUUCACUGGUCCGGUGGUCGAAAGGAACCACCGCCGGAUACACCCACCUGCGGCUUCGACGGCUCCUUGUGUCCCGAUAAUUCUCUUCCAGGACACGCGAUUCUCUCGAUGGUCCUCAGCUCGAUCGUCGUCGUCCUCGCAAUCGUUUCGGUUUUUAUCUACAGACACUUUAAGCUCGAAGCGGAAAUAGCUUCGAUGACCUGGAAGGUGCACUGGAACGAUAUUAUCGUGAUGCCGAACGCGAAAACGAGAGGUUCCAUGUACUCGUUGAUGGCGAACAAGAUGCGCGGUAGCCAACUGACCAUCUAUUCGGUGGAUAACGCCAGUUUUGGGGCCGAACUGGACAGAACCGUCUACGUUCCAACGGGGAUAUACAAGAACUCCAAGGUUGCCAUAAAACUGAUACCGAAGGACAAGGUGGAAAUCUCGCGGCCUCUGUUGCUCGAACUGAAGAGGAUGAAGGACCUUCAGCACGAUCAUCUGGUGCGGUUCUACGGUGCUUGCGUCGAGCCCCCGCACUGUUGCCUCUUGACCGAAUACUGCCCCAAGGGUUCUCUUCAGGACAUCUUGGAGAACCAACAGAUCAAACUGGAUCGCGUGUUUCGAGGAUCUCUGAUACACGAUAUCGUUCGAGGGAUGGGGUAUCUUCACGCGUCCGAACUAAAGAGCCACGGCAAUUUAAAAUCCUCCAACUGUGUGGUCGAUUCGCGAUUCGUUCUCAAGAUCGCCGAUUUUGGAUUGCACGAACUGAGGAAGCCUAAUCCCAUCGAAGCGGAAGCGGACAGGAACAGCUAUGCCUACUGGAGAAGACAGCUGUGGACGGCGCCGGAAUUGUUGCGAAUGGAAAGGCGACCACCGGAAGGUACUCAAAAGGGCGACGUGUACAGCUUCGGUAUAAUCGUCCACGAGAUCGUGGUACGAAAAGGACCAUUCUACUUGGGUGACGACCGCGACCUCUCACCGAACGAAAUCGUAGAAGGAGUGAAAAGGGGCGGUGGUUCCCCUUUGAGGCCAGCGAUCGACGAGUCCGCGGUCGAAGAAGAAGUGGCUACGUUGAUGAGGAGAUGCUGGGCACAAGACUCCGCGGACCGACCAGAUUUUCCCGCGCUCAAGCAGACUAUACGAAAAAUUAACAAAGACUACGAGAGCAGCAAUAUUCUGGACAAUUUACUCUCUCGUAUGGAACAAUACGCCACGAAUUUGGAGACUUUGGUGGAGGAACGUACCGCUGAUUACCUCGAAGAGAAACGCAAAUGCGAAGAGCUUCUUUAUCAAUUAUUGCCCAAGUCCGUCGCGUCUCAGCUGAUACUCGGUCAAAGCGUGAUUGCCGAAACUUACGAUCAAGUGACCAUCUACUUUAGCGAUAUAGUAGGAUUUACCAAACUAUCGGCCGAGAGCACUCCUCUUCAAGUGGUGGAUCUGCUUAACGAUCUCUACACGUGUUUCGACUCCAUUAUCGAAAAUUUUGACGUCUACAAGGUGGAGACGAUAGGUGACGCUUACAUGGUAGUGUCUGGAUUACCGGUGAGAAACGGAACGAAUCACGCGAGGGAAAUUGCCAGGAUGAGCUUAGCGUUAAGAGACACCGUGAUGACGUUCAGUAUAAGACACAGGCCGAACGAGCAACUUAAGCUUCGAAUUGGGAUGCAUUCCGGACCCUGCGUGGCUGGCGUAGUCGGCUUGAAGAUGCCAAGGUACUGUCUCUUCGGAGAUACCGUUAACACAGCCUCUAGAAUGGAGAGCAACGGUGAAGCUCUGAUGAUCCACGUCAGUCCAAAGACGAAGGAAAUCUUGGACACCUUUCGCACCUUCGAACUUGUUUGCAGAGGCGAGGUCACUCUGAAGGGUAAAGGCACGAUGACUACGUACUGGUUGAUGGGUGAGAAGCCAACCAACAAUAACGUUCAGCGAGCAAACGUUUCCUCGAUAACGACAUCGACAACGACGACGACAACGACGGCAGCAGCAACCAUGACAACGAUCGCGACGACGACGAAGCCGGAAGAUAAACGACCGUGCGAUAUGGCGCGGCAAAGCUGUCAGGAGCAGAAUACGAGUGUUCGAGUGCCGACAAAGAUUCCGGAACAGUCAGGAUCUCAGUCUAAUCAGCUUCGACGACAGUCGAUCGGUCCUCGCGACGUUCAAAUUCAGAGUCGUAAAGAAACGACCGACGACGGUGGCGGAGGCGGUGGUGGAGGUGGUGGCGGGGGUGGUAACAACGUAACUGGAAACGGAGCAACGAUUCGCUCUCGUUCGAUAUCUGGCAGCUCGACGGUAGACGUUUCGCCGUCUCGAAAUCGCGUUUCCGUCUCCGCCUCGGCGUCGUCGAACAGCGCGAUUUCGCAACCCCGUCGUUCCUAUCAAACGACCGCCGACAGUAUUCCGAAUCACACGGAGAGUGGACCAAACGCACCUCUGUUGGUACCCGCGGCACCACCCCCCCGAGUCUAGCUCCCUACCACUCACACAUUGUUCAUUCGUGAUUCCUGUAUCAUCGUCUCUCGUGUAGAAUAGCAGCGAAGCAACCUCUGAUCGGCCCGUGUCCGAUUGAAAUUUGGGUCCACUCGUUCGAAAGAAUGCCUCCUGCCUUUCGACGUAAAAUACACUGAUUCACGGAGAAGAGCUUAGUUGGGCGCCAACAACAAUAUUUCCUAUCCAUUGUCCAUAGGAAAGGGUGCGUCUGUUCGCGACCUACCUACCUACCUACCGUGUUCCCCAUAGCGUCGAUAAUUUUUCGAGGACCAGCGCUUUCACUAGAAUAACCGCGAAACUCCGAAACACCAGAUUUUAUACGCGUACGCGGAAACUGUUCGAAACUGAUAUCUGGUAGAACGAAAUGGAGGGAAGAAAAACUAUGAAGCAAACAGGAAAUGACACGAUGCGAGUAAAAUAUGUUGCGCGCACGCGUAUGAUUGCAUAACUCAACACAAAACGGGCUAUAUUCCUGUGUACCUAUACGCAUGGCACGUGCAUACACGAGCAGACGCAACACAGACAGACAAACACAUACGUAAUCGUAUACACUUAUAUUUAUAUUUAUGAAGAGUUAAAGUUAGAUAUCGGUGUGUAAAAGUAGAGGCGGGGCCUCGUCCGAAAAUCACGGCCGUAUCUAUAGCUUGACUAUUGGCUAUGCGCAAAAUGGUCGCAUGCUAGAGGUAUCAGGUACGCGUAUACGCGCGUGGUACACGCCGUAAAACGAAAGUACGAGAAUCGAGCACGACCCGCGUCCCGAAGAUCGAAUUUCUCUCUAUUCGUGUCAAUCUCUUUUAACGUUGUAACGAUCGAUAUUCCUAAAAUAAAAUUUCAUUGUUUCCAAACGUCAA
Molecule: messenger RNA, 5301 nt
Organism: Osmia bicornis bicornis
Lineage: Eukaryota; Metazoa; Arthropoda; Insecta; Hymenoptera; Megachilidae
Product: atrial natriuretic peptide receptor 1-like
Exons: 23
Coding region: 608-4429 (1273 amino acids)
Biological process (GO): intracellular signal transduction; cGMP biosynthetic process; receptor guanylyl cyclase signaling pathway
Cellular component (GO): membrane
Molecular function (GO): peptide receptor activity; guanylate cyclase activity; protein kinase activity
Source: RefSeq, a predicted model, not a curated record